UUUUGUGCGAAGAGCUACUUCAGUACACAUAGCCUACUGGAAAUCUGUACAGUCCUGUUAAGGAAGAAGUUCUACAACUCAGAAAUCCCAGGGGAGAAAACAAAACGUCACGAGUACGAGGUUUUAAAAAUUUCAUAAGAGGGUUAAUCAAUUCAGGACGUGUGACGUGAUAUCCGCGAAGACAAAUAAAAGAACCUGAGCUGUUGUCAGGUGUCACUAUGCAAUGUCGUCUCUCGGUGCGUCCUUCGUGCAAAUCAAGUUCGAUGACAUUCACUUCUACGAGAACUGUGGUGGAGGCAGCUUUGGAAGCGUAUACCGAGCCAAGUGGAUCUCGCAGGACAAAGAAGUAGCAGUGAAAAAGCUGCUGAAGAUCGAAAAUGAGGCUGAAAUCCUGAGUGUUCUGAGCCAUAGAAACAUUAUUCAGUUCUUUGGAGUGAUCUUGGAGGCGCCCAACUAUGGCAUUGUGACAGAGUAUGCGAGCGGAGGAUCCCUGUAUGAAUACCUGUCCAGCGAGGAGAGUGAAGAAAUGGACAUGGAGCAAGUCAUGACCUGGGCCAUGGAGAUUGCCAAAGGAAUGCACUAUUUGCACUGCGAGGCCCCUGUGAGGGUAAUCCACAGAGAUCUGAAAUCCCGGAAUGUGGUGGUGACUGCUGACAAAGUGCUGAAGAUCUGUGACUUUGGGGCCUCCAGGUUCCACUCCCACACCACACACAUGUCCUUGGUGGGAACAUUCCCGUGGAUGGCCCCUGAGGUGAUUCAGAGCCUGCCAGUUUCAGAGACCUGCGACACGUACUCCUAUGGCGUGGUGCUAUGGGAGAUGUUGACAAGCGAGGUUCCAUUUAAAGGACUGGAGGGACUACAAGUGGCCUGGCUGGUGGUGGAGAAAGGCGAGAGACUUACCAUUCCCAGCAGCUGCCCAGUUAGUUUUGCCGAGUUGAUGAGGAAGUGCUGGAUGACUGACCCGAAGGAAAGACCAAUGUUCAAACAGAUCCUGACGACUCUGGAGUCCAUGUUAAAUGACAGCCAGCUUCCUGACCAGUGCAAUUCCUUCCUACAUAACAAGGCUGAGUGGAGGUGUGAGAUUGAGGCUACACUGGUGAGGCUGAAGAAGCUGGAGAGAGACCUGAGCACCAAGGAGCAGGAGUUGAAGGAGAGGGAGCAGCGACUCAAGAUGUGGGAACGCAAGCUGAUUGAGCAGUCCAACACCCCUCUUCUUCCAACCCUCAAUAUUCAUGCCUGGACAGAAGAGCAUGUGCAUUUCUGGAUGAGGCAGAUUUUUGCGGCAGGCAAGGGGGCAUGUGACAUGCAGAUGUAUGCAGACCUGUUUAAGGAGAACCACAUCACAGGGAGGAGGUUGCUCCUGCUCACAGAGACAGACAUGAAGGACCUGGGGGUCAAGUCAAAGGGUCACAUCAUUCAUCUUAAGAGUGAGAUUGAGAAGUUAACCAAUGAUUACUUGGGAUUGUUCCAUUUCCCGCCAUUAAGGAAGGAUGAGGGGGCAGAAGAGGAGGAGGAUGAGAGGAAGGUUAUUGGCCUGGAGCUAGUCUUUGGCUACCACUGGAAACCUGGAACAGGUCCACAGGACUGCAAGUGGAAAAUGUACAUGGAGUUGGAUGGAGAUGAGGUUGCAAUUACCUACAUUAAGGACGUCACCUUCAAUGCCUACAGACCUGAUGUGGAUGCUCUUAAGAUGACCAAGCCACCAUUUGUAAUGGACAAAUGGAUUGUCGGACUGUUGGAUAAUCAGGUUGUUGACUGCGUGGUUAAUUAUGAGAACGAUGUGAGAUCCCCCAAGGUCACCAGACACAGCCAUGCCAUACAGUGGAACCCCGUCAGUGGCCAAGAUGACAUCAUCACCUUGGAGCUAGUGAUACAGUCUGUACAGUCUGACAUGGAGGGGAAGCCUAGGAGCAGGUCGAACUCAGACGUUGAUCCCUGGUGGAUGUUGAGCCUGAGGCAGAAGCAGCUGAAGAGCGAGUCUGAGCAGCAGUGCAUGGCGGUGACUCCUUCCAGCUGCUCUGAGGUGAAAACCCUGCCCCAGUUCCUCAGUAUGUGUGGAAAUCAGACCUCCUAUGCAGCGGCCGUCAGGAAGUCACCCAGCCGCAGCCCAUUAUUGCCCUGGCCAGACUCUCGGAGCUUGUCCCCCACCUCUGGGCUGUCCAAAAGGCUCUCAUCCACUCACCUGGGGUCAAAGGGCAGCAGUCCCACCAGCACCACCUCAGAGAGCACGUCUGAGAAAGAGCGCCCAAUUAACGGUGGAGCCUGUUCUGGAUACCGAAAGAACAGUUUCCCUGGCCAUUUGCCAAUGGUGGCCAGAGGGCACAACGGGGACUUUCGUUCAACCACUGGAAGCAGGCCUGGGAGGGGGCAGACCAGGUCUCUCAGCUCCAGUGCACAACCAUACAGCCAUUUAAAAGUGAUACCUGGUAUGACUGUGCCCCCAAACAAUACCAGGACAGAGCCUGAGGAGGCCAAGACCAGUGAGGGUGGUUGGAUCAAAGUGGAACGUUCAAAAAAAUCACAGAAACAGGACAAUAAACAGGUUAGAGGUCGGUCUUGGAGAGGUGGGAGAGGUUUCCGUGGGCGAAGCUGAAGCCAUCUCUGAAAGCCAUAGGGUUUUUAUGUAGACCUUGUGAUUGAACAGCACAGUAGAUUUACAUGGCUGCUCAUUAAAAGAAAGGAAAGACUAUUAUAUUUUUAUUUUUCAGAAACAUAAAAAACAUGUCAAUGAGCACUGUUGGAACUCUUUCUUCUACUGUAUGAAGUCAUCUUUGCAAGGAGGGACUCAACUGGUGGCAUUUUUAAAUCACAUCUUUAAAAAGUCAAAUUUUUGUUUCUGCACUGUAAAAAUAUUCCCUGCACUGUGUUUGGAAAAAUUAUUUAACCACUGUACAUCCGUUCUACUCCAAAGACAGUUAAAAUCACAUUCACUUAAAUUAUUGUGAAGUCUUAUCUACAGUAUAGUAAUCAUAGCAAUAGUAACCAAAUAGGUUUUUUAAAUGUAGAAAUUUAAUGUUGAAUUUUUCCAGAUAUUUAUAUUUAUUGCAUGAUUAAUGCAAAUGUUUGAUAUAUUUUAUUUUAUGGUGGUACUGGGCUACUAGGCUAGGUCUCCACAAAAGGAGAUUUUAUAUUUAGUCUAUAUAUUUAAUAAAUGCAGGGGUGGAAGUGGAAACAAAUUCUAGGAAUAUCAAGAAUUUGUUUUCAAAACCAAUACAGGACAUGUUUGUGAGAGUAAAGACAUAUACACUAGAUGACCAAAAGUACUUCCCAUCCCAGCCACACCCAUUGCUAACAGGUACAUAAAAUCAAGCAUACAGCCAUGCAAUCUCCAUAGACAAACAUUGGCAGAAGAAUGGGUUAUACUGAAGAGCUCAGUGACUUUCAAUGUGGCACUGUCAUAGGAUGCCACCUGUCCAACAAGUCAGUUUGUCAUAUUUCUGCCUAGCUUCAGCUGUCCCAGUCAACUGUAAGUGCUGUAAUUGUGAAGUGGAAAUGUCUAGGAGCAACAGCAGUUGAGCCACAAGUGGUUGGCCACACAAGCUCAGAACAGGACUGCCCAGUGCUGAAGUGUUAGCGCAUAAAAAUUGUCUGUCCUCGGUUGCAACACUCAUUACCGAGUUCCAGACUGCCUCUGGAUGCAACGUCAGCACAAGAAGUAGUCAUCGGGAGCUUCAUGAAAUGGGUUUCCAUGGCCGAGCAACCACACACAAGCCUAAGAUCACCAUGCGCAAUGCCAAACGUUGGCUGGAGUGGUGUAAAGCACACCAACAUUGGACUCUGAAGCAGUGGAAACACAUUCUCUGCAGUGUUGAAUCAUGCUUCACUAUCUGGCAGAUGGACAAAUCUGGGUAUGGGGAAUGCCGGAGAACACCGCUCACUUCACAAUAAGUUGCAAAGUUACUUUUAUCUCUAUGUAUUUUUUCAUGAAUAAAGCCUCAUGCAUAAUCUGA
Messenger RNA from Anguilla rostrata (American eel), 3950 nucleotides. RefSeq names its product mitogen-activated protein kinase kinase kinase 20a (gene map3k20a). Bases 224 to 2593 code for a protein of 789 amino acids. Gene Ontology annotation, molecular function: protein kinase activity; protein binding; ATP binding. Lineage: Eukaryota; Metazoa; Chordata; Actinopteri; Anguilliformes; Anguillidae. The record is from RefSeq and is a predicted model, not a curated record. Gene Ontology annotation, cellular component: cytoplasm. Gene Ontology annotation, biological process: protein phosphorylation; signal transduction. The transcript has 20 exons.